Messenger RNA from Lampris incognitus (smalleye Pacific opah), 543 nucleotides. Its product is annotated as galectin-related protein-like. The record is from RefSeq and is a predicted model, not a curated record. NCBI's taxonomy places the organism in Eukaryota, Metazoa, Chordata, Actinopteri, Lampriformes, Lampridae. The transcript is spliced from 5 exons. Gene Ontology annotation, molecular function: carbohydrate binding. The coding region runs from base 1 to 543 and encodes 180 amino acids.
AUGGCGAAACCGACUAGAGUUGACGGGAAAAAGAGCCGUGAUUACCCACAGAGUUAUGACCACCUCCAGAAAGUGGACAGCAGGCAAAGAUCUUCCUCUCCUUACCAAAACCCCAAGAGUAAUUUGGCAGUUCCAUUCAGAGGUCCAAUCAAGGGUGGUAUGCGACCGGGAAAGAAGGUCAUAGUGGUGGGUGUUAUAGAUUCUCAACCAAACAGGUUCUACAUUGUCUUGUCGUGUGGCUGUGGCUCAUUGAAAGAAGCUCCAUCUGAUGUGGCCCUGGAGCUCAGUGUCAGGUUCAAAGAGCGCCUGGUCCUCCGCCGGGCCUGUGUGUCCAGGACCUGGAGUGACACUGAGAAAACCCUCCCAUUCUUCCCUUUCAUCAGGGAUCAGCCUUUCAGGAUGGAGAUCUGCUGUGAACAAAGUCGCUUUCGUGUCAUGGUGGAUGGGCAACAGCUUUUCGACUUUAACCACAGAGUGGCGGCUCUUGAGGCAGUAGACACCAUUUGGAUCAAGGGCAGUGUGAAGAUUACCAAAUUGGGCUAA